AUGUUUCUAAAGGAAAUAAUUUUAUUAUGGUUGGGUAUAAACAAUAUUCACGCCCACCCAAACCAUCCAGUUGUUAUUAAUACUUGGGCGUUUGUAAACUCUUCUAUUGGAGCUUGGAAUGUAUUGGAAAAGGGUGGGUCGUCGCUGGAUGCAAUUGAAAUUGGAGGAGGUGUUUGUGAAAGCCAGCAAUGUGAUGGUACUGUCGGAUAUGGAGGAAGCCCUGAUGAGGAUGGCGAAACUACGCUUGAUGCGCUUCUCAUGAACGGAAAAACUAUGAAAGUAGGCGCAGUCGGUUCUCUGCGUCGAGUGAAAAAUGCUAUAUCCGUUGCGCGACAUGUUUUAGAAUAUACGAAACAUUCUAUUUUAGUCGGAGAUCUUGCUACCAAAUUUGCAGUUCAAAUGGGAUUUAAAGAAGAAUCUCUUACUACACAGCAAUCAAAGAAUAUUUGGAUGAAAUGGCGCAAUGAAAAUAACUGUCAACCCAAUUUCUGGAUGGAUGUCAUUCCUGAUGCAAAACAAUUUUGUGGACCAUAUCAACCAAAGGAACGAUCACAUCAGAAAUCUAAUACGAUUAAGGGAGAUAGAUUUAAUCAUGACACUAUUGGCUUGGUAGCUAUUGAUAAAAAUGGCGAUAUAGCUGCUGGUACAACUACUAAUGGGGCUAAAUACAAAAUUCCUGGGAGAAUUGGUGAUUCUCCUAUUCCUGGAUCUGGAGCAUAUGCUGAUAACGAAGUUGGAGGGGCUGCCGCGACUGGUGAUGGGGACGUUAUGCUAAGAUUUGUUCCUAGUUUUUUGGCAGUAGAAGAAAUGCGAAGAGGGGCAACACCAACAGAAGCUGCAACAAUUGCUAUUAAAAGAAUAGCAAAAUAUUAUCCCAACUAUAUGGGUGCAGUCGUGGCGUUGAGGAAGGAUGGGGAAUACGGAGCAGCUUGUCACGGUUUGGGUGAUAAGCCAUUUCCAUUCGUCGUUCGCGAUACUUCCAUGGACAAAUCCAAAAUGGUUUUUAUUGAAUGUCCUUAA
This is a messenger RNA of Pieris macdunnoughi, 1020 nucleotides long. The record is from the annotation of a GenBank genome assembly. NCBI's taxonomy places the organism in Eukaryota, Metazoa, Arthropoda, Insecta, Lepidoptera, Pieridae.